AUGCAGAGACACGAGAUCCCAGGGAAUUUGGAAUCUAUCAAGCAGCUUCAAGGAGAAUUUAAUAAACUCCUCGAAAUGGAGGAUGUCAAGUGGCGUCGAAGAGCAAAGAGGAAUUGGUUCAUAAAAGGGGACCGUAAUACUCAGAUUUUCCAUGCAUGGGCCAACCAACGCCGAAGAUCUAACUUCAUUGGAUCAAUAAGUGAUUUGGAAGGACAAGAGUGGACCCGACCUGAGGAGGUGGGAAAUGCUUUUACUAGGUAUUUUCAGAAUCUCUUUGAUACUGAAGGAGUGUCAGGAAUUGAGGAGUACAUCUCGGCUGUACAAGCACGGGUAAAGCCAGAGUUGAAUGCAAUGCUUACUAGCGAAUUCACACAUGAAGAGGUCAAUACAGAUUUGUCCCAGAUGCAUGCUUUGAAGUCACCGGGCCCGAAUGGAUUUGGAGUAAGCUUCUAUCAGCAUCAUUGGGGUACCAUUGGGGUUAAGCAUCAAAGUGCUUUUGUGCCGGGUUGGCUUAAUACAGACAAUAUUUUGAUUGCCUAUGAAGCUCUUCAUACCAUGAAUUCUAGGAUGACUGGGAAGAAGGGUUUUAUGGCGGUAAAGAUUGACAUACGGAAGGCAUAUGAUAGGGUGGAGUGGCCUUUUCUUGAGGCUAUGAUGCGAACAAUGGAGUUCGAAGAAAGGUGGAUCACCCUUAUUAUGACAUGUGUUAGAAGUGUGACAUAUUCGGUCUUGGUAAACGGCCAGCCGUAUGGGAAGAUAGUUCCAUCUCGGGGAUUGCGACAAGGGGACCCUUUGUCGCCCUAUCUCUUUUUAAUUGUAGCGGAGGGGUUAAGCUCUUUGAUGGCAAGGGUAGAAGUUGAAAACCGCAUCACAGGAGUUCCAAUAGCAGCAGGUGGCUUUCGCUUGAGUCACUUAUUUUUUGCGGAUGACUCUCUUCUUUUUUGCAGGGCCAAUUUUCCGGAGUGGUCAAACCUUUUUCAAGUUUUACAAACCUAUGAGAGAGCAUCUGGCCAACAAUUGAACGUGGCAAAAACAUCCGUUUUUUUUAGUCGAAACACUCGAGAGGAAUUUAAAGGUUUCUUCCAGAAAUCAGUGGGGUUGGCCACAACGACCGGCUUUGAGAAGUACCUAGGCCUCCCGACCUUGGUGGGUAGAUCUAAGAGGCGGACAUUCGUUAACAUAUGCAGUAGGGUGAAGGCAAGAUUGGAUGGGUGGAAGGAGAAGAUCCUAUCCCAGGCGGGGAAGGAAAUUUUAAUAAAAGCGGUGAUCCAAGCUUUGCCUACUUACUGUAUGAGCGUUUUUAGGCUACAGCAAUCCCUGUGUAAAUCCCUUAUCUCUCUUAUUAGCCAAUUUUGGUGGGGACAUAAAACCAAUCAAGGACAAGUCCAUUGGAUGAGUUGGGAACGAAUGGGAGCACCAAAAAAUAAGGGAGGGAUGGGAUUCAGAGAUUUGGAGGUUUCUAAUUUGGCGUUGCUUGCAAAACAAGGGUGGCAGAUUCUCACAAAUCCGUCUUCCCAUGUAGCACGUGUAAUGAAAGAGAAGUACUAUCCUCGGGUAGAAUUCAUGGAGACUACUGUGGGAAGGAGACCAUCCUUCGUGUGGAGCAGUAUUAUCAAGGCCAAGCAUCUACUGCUGAAUGGAAUGGGGUGGAGAGUAGGAAAUGGAGAAAAUAUUAAAAUCUGGGGGGACAUAUGGCUACCUCCCCCUAAUGCUAGACUUCUCCCUCCAUCACAAGCUGUUUUGCACCCUGAAGCUAGAGUCAAAAUGCUGAUUGAUCCAGUUACCGAUUGGUGGGAUUUCAAUCUAGUGCGAAGUCUGUUUGACCCAGGUGAUGUGGCUAAAAUUGGUAGUGUGAUGCUUAGUCCUUUGAAUCAGGAGGAUAAAAUUAUUUGGAGAGGUACCACAGCAGGCACUUUCACAGUGAGAAGCGCUUAUUAUAUGGAACUGUACAGGCAGGCUCAAGAUAGAGGAGAGGGAUCGGGUGCAAAUGACUAUGUUGAGGUUUGGAAGACAAUUUGGGGUAUGCAUGCCCCACCUGUGCUUAAAAACUUUUGCUGGAAAGUUUGUAUCAAUCUCCUCCCCACCAAGGCUAAUUUGCAUAAAAAGAAGAUAGUUGAUGACCCUUUGUGCCCUUUCUACACAGGCGAACCCGAAACUGUUUUCCACAGCAUUUGGGGGUGUCCAGCUGCUAUUGCAGUUUGGCAGGAGGGGAAAAGAGGUUUCAGAAAAUGUCUUGUACUUUAA
This is a messenger RNA of Alnus glutinosa, 2244 nucleotides long. RefSeq lists its product as uncharacterized. The transcript has 2 exons. Bases 1 to 2244 code for a protein of 747 amino acids. NCBI's taxonomy places the organism in Eukaryota, Viridiplantae, Streptophyta, Magnoliopsida, Fagales, Betulaceae. The record is from RefSeq and is a predicted model, not a curated record.